UAAGUUUUAAAGUUAAAAUACUAAUGCAAACAAAAGAGAAUAAGGCGGAGAAACGAGUACUUAUUUUUGGGGCUUAGGUAUUUGAUUUGAAUGGCGAAACUUUUAAGCAGGCAGCUUUUCGUGACCAGGCUUUCAUUUUACACCACCAAUCAAGAGCUGAAGAAGCUGUUCUCACGCUUUGGUUCAGUUACAGAAGCUAAACUUGUAAUUGAUGAAAAAACCCAAAGGCCAAAGGGGUUUGGUUUUGUGACAUUCAAGUCAGAGGACGAGGCUCGGAAUGCUUUGAAAGCUAUGAACGGAAGGGUAUCUAUCUCUCGCCUCUUGAUUAUAAAUGGAAGACUGAUUUUUGUGGAAAUGGCUCAGACUGCACCGCCUGGAGAGUAGAUGCAAUUAUCAGAAGUUAAAGAUAUUCUCACUGACUAAUAAUUUUUCACAGGCUCCCCUGUCUAUGUCUAAAUAGAUCCGAAACUUCAAGCUCAAGCAGAUUCCCAAGUUGAAGAUGUUGUAAUGCACUUACUCCAGAUGAUGUAGCUUGCUUUUUAUGUAGAAAUUGCAAUUUCAAGGCGUAUAUGCUUGUUAUGUGAAAGAAUCGAAACUCAAGAAAAUAACGUUUAACAGCCAAUUAAGAGACUGUUGGAGAUUCUCUUUAGUGAUCUAUAAAGCAACUAAGAGUCUCGCGGAGUAAUAAUUUUUUCA
Molecule: messenger RNA, 696 nt
Organism: Daucus carota subsp. sativus
Lineage: Eukaryota; Viridiplantae; Streptophyta; Magnoliopsida; Apiales; Apiaceae
Product: small RNA-binding protein 11, chloroplastic
Exons: 4
Coding region: 91-384 (97 amino acids)
Biological process (GO): positive regulation of mRNA splicing, via spliceosome
Cellular component (GO): spliceosomal complex
Molecular function (GO): RNA binding
Source: RefSeq, a predicted model, not a curated record